This is a messenger RNA of Hypoxylon trugodes, 1741 nucleotides long. RefSeq names its product translation initiation factor 2, alpha subunit. Gene Ontology annotation, molecular function: translation initiation factor activity; ribosome binding; RNA binding. Gene Ontology annotation, cellular component: eukaryotic translation initiation factor 2B complex; multi-eIF complex; eukaryotic translation initiation factor 2 complex. The transcript is spliced from 4 exons. The record is from RefSeq and is a predicted model, not a curated record. Bases 392 to 1324 code for a protein of 310 amino acids. Lineage: Eukaryota; Fungi; Ascomycota; Sordariomycetes; Xylariales; Hypoxylaceae.
CCAAGGUUGAAUUUCACUGGAAACUGCCUAGGAUACUAGGAUGGAUGUACAAACCCAAUGUACUUUUAGGUAACCCCGCCAAAAACUUUAGGAGCCACACCCCACGCUCAGGUCAUAAAGAUUUCCAUCAUUGAACAAAUUUGUGAUUCUCUCUUGCACAUCACGAAAAAUAAUAACUAACCAGCAUACUUCGACACGACGAAGCGCAUAUUUCCCGCGACAACAUCGGAAAGAGUACGAUACCCAUAUAUAUCCUGCGAAAGAGAAAAUAACUCUUGGAUUUACGACUCGCAAACAACUUUUAACCCCGCCGAAGCGCGCGAUCUCGGGCCAACAACCGGCUUUUUCUAUCAGACUAUCUUGAAAUUGCCUACCGCUACUGUUGCCCAAGAUGUCGUUGACAAACUGUCGCUUCUACGAGGAGAAGUAUCCGGAGAUCGAUAGCUUCGUCAUGGUCAAUGUCAAGCAGAUCGCCGAUAUGGGUGCUUAUGUCAAACUCCUCGAAUACGACAACAUCGACGGCAUGAUUCUACUCUCCGAACUUUCCCGACGUCGUAUUCGAAGUAUCCAGAAGUUGAUCCGAGUCGGACGCAAUGAAGUUGUGGUGGUGCUCCGUGUUGACAAGGAGAAGGGAUAUAUCGAUCUUUCGAAGCGCCGAGUCUCUCCGGAAGAUAUUGUCAAGUGCGAAGAGCGAUACAACAAGAGCAAGAUGGUUCAUUCGAUCAUGCGCCACGUUGCCGAGAAGACGCAAACUCCUAUCGAGACCCUCUACGAAAGCAUAGCUUGGCCAUUGAACAAGAAAUUCGGUCACUCCAUCGACGCAUUUAAGCUCUCCAUAACGAACCCUGAUGUAUGGAGCGAUAUCACAUUCCCUAGCGAACCGGUGGCCGAAGAGCUGAAAUCGUACAUCGGAAAGCGUCUUACUCCUCAGCCUACGAAAGUUCGUGCCGAUAUUGAGGUUACAUGCUUUGAAUACGACGGCAUCGAUGCUGUGAAGGCAGCAUUGAGAACAGCCGAGGCGCGGAAUACCCAGGACAACCAAGUGAAGGUUAGACUUGUUUCUCCGCCGCUCUACGUUUUGACGAGCACGUGCCUAGACAAGAAUGUCGGUAUCCAGCGGUUAGAGGAGGCUAUUGUCGACAUCCGCAACAGCAUUACGAGCGCGGGUGGCCAACUUGUCGUCAAGAUGGAGCCGAAGGCAGUUACAGACUCGGAUGAUGCCGAGCUACAAGCAUUGAUGGAGAAGCGGGAACGUGAAAACGCGGAGGUUAGCGGUGACGAGAGCGUUAGUGAGAGUGAUGACAACAUCCCCGAGACUGUCUAAGUCGUCUCUCUGUUGGUAGUAUGAUUUCAAUAGGUUACACCGUAAAGGGGUAUAUGGCUAGGUAAAAGGUACUAUAGGUGCCUGGCGGUCUUGACAUUCAUGGAACAUAAAAGUACCUGGUGCCUAGCAUGCGAAUAGAGCAUUUUGUUUUCGGAAUGAAAUAAAAUACGCAAUACUUCGGAAUUAGUAUCCUGCUUGGUUGCUUUUGUAAGUGUUUAAUUCUUGAUAUGAACGCAAAUUGUGGCAUUUCGAUAUUUGAGACGUGUUGGUGUGUUGACACGAAGAAGUGAUGCUCUGGAAAUCAGUCCUGUUUGACUUCAUUUAUCUAUUUAUCCAAUGUUCCGACUAUGACUAAACAAAUAUCUUCUUAAAAGAGAAUAUGCGUAUAAGAUCUACUAUUCACUUUCGCCGGUGGAG